UGUCUCUGUGUGUGAUCAAGCAGAAGCAGACACUUUUCUUAGAAGCAGAUAGGGGUGACACUGCCAAUGGCAUAACGGGGACCGCUGCACGGGGACACGUGGCGGCCAAGGAUUGCUCUAAGCCAAUACCAUCCUCCUAGGCAAAGCCAGCAGGUGUGCUCAGUAGCAGAGAGAAAACCUGGGAAUGCUUCAGAUCAUGCAUUCAGCAGACAGCUGGAAUCUUGUCAAUCAGGUCCUGAAGAACUAACAGAUGACAACCCAUCUACAGCAGGGGGUUCUAUUGCACCCAGGCUGGAAUUAUCUCAAGGGUGCUACCGGGGUGGACAAUGAACAACAGCACUGCAUGCCAUGAUGAUCACACCCUGGAUAAGUAUUUGUUUCCAUUUGUGUACAGUGUUGUGAUGAUGAUCAGUAUUCCCAUCAACUGCAUAUCCCUCUAUGCAUCUUGCAUUCAGGUGAGGAAAAAGAAUGAGUUAGCAGUCUACAUCUUUAGCCUGUCCCUGGCUGACCUUUUGUACUCCUUGAUUCUGCCUCUGUGGAUUGAUUAUGCCUGGCAUGGAGAUGACUGGAGGCUCUCUGCCUUGCUUUGUCAGAUUUUUGCCUUCCUUACGUAUAUGAAUUUCUACACCAGCACUGCGUUCCUUGCUUGCAUCUCUCUUGACAGGUACCUGGCAUUAGUUCACCCCUUGAAGCUCCAGUACUUGCGCACAAGAAGAUUUUCAUUGAUUGUCAGCAUAAUUGUUUGGCUUCUGGAAAGCAUCUUUAAUUCUGUCAUAUUGGUGAAAAAAGAAGUAUUCAAUGAUCCUUGCAAUUUCACUAAUCAUACAUUAUGCUAUGAUAACUACCCCCUGGAAAGGUGGCAGGCAAACAUAAAUUUAUUCCGGAUAUGCUCAGGGUACCUGGUCCCUUUGAUAAUCAUUUUGUUUUGCUACCAUAAAGUCUACCAAGUAGUGAGGUGUAACCAGGCCACAGUAGAUGAAGAAAAGAAAAAAGUGAAAAAACUUAUUGUGAACAUCACUGUUAGUUUCAUUGUUUGCUUCACUCCUUAUCAUGUUGUACUGCUUAUCCGCAGCAUCAAAGAACCUUCUCCCUCUGACCCACAUCUUUUGUUGCUGCUGUAUAAGGUUUACAGAGUCACACAGGCCUUAACAAGUUUGAAUUGCAUCGCAGAUCCCAUUCUGUACUGCUUUGUGAGUGAAACUGCACGGACAGAGAUAGUGAAUUUGCUCAGGUAUUGCUUGUGCCUACGAAAGCGUGGGGAAGACCAAGUGAAAGGACAUGCUCUGUGCAGUUCUGCUACAAAAAACACUGCACUGGUCACCUACAGAAGUUCCUGUGAAACACAGACGGUCAAAAUUUCCUAA
Messenger RNA from Melospiza georgiana, 1364 nucleotides. It is a transcript of the gene GPR65, whose product is annotated as G protein-coupled receptor 65. Gene Ontology annotation, molecular function: G protein-coupled receptor activity. Gene Ontology annotation, cellular component: membrane. The transcript has 3 exons. The record is from RefSeq and is a predicted model, not a curated record. NCBI's taxonomy places the organism in Eukaryota, Metazoa, Chordata, Aves, Passeriformes, Passerellidae. Bases 327 to 1364 code for a protein of 345 amino acids. Gene Ontology annotation, biological process: G protein-coupled receptor signaling pathway.